CAGUAUGACAUGCAGAUGAGUGCCGUCGAUCUUAGAAUCACCGCACACUUCACUCAUUUGGGCAGUCACGGGGCCAAAACCAGAGUGUGGAGCCACAGUGUGGCGGUGGAGGCAGCAGCAAUGGGAGGCCAUACAGCACCCUAUGACAAAAAUGGAAACCACCAGCAGUGUGAGGAGACCUGAAAGUGGCACAUGGCAGAGUGUGGCGAUGGAGACAGCAGCAAUGGGAGGCCGUACAGGGACCCAUGACACACUCUGGACCUGGCAGCAGCAUGAGGAGGCGGGGCAGGGGCCCAUGGCAGAUUACGGGCCUGGCAGCAGCAAUGGGAGGCCCGUAAUCUGCCAGCACCCUAUGACAAAAAAUGGAACACACCAGCAGUGUGUGAGGAGACCUGAAAGUGGCACA
Molecule: messenger RNA, 406 nt
Organism: Staurois parvus
Lineage: Eukaryota; Metazoa; Chordata; Amphibia; Anura; Ranidae
Source: the annotation of a GenBank genome assembly